This is a messenger RNA of Danaus plexippus (monarch butterfly), 2496 nucleotides long. RefSeq names its product agrin. Gene Ontology annotation, molecular function: protein binding. The transcript is spliced from 12 exons. Gene Ontology annotation, biological process: cell differentiation; multicellular organism development. Lineage: Eukaryota; Metazoa; Arthropoda; Insecta; Lepidoptera; Nymphalidae. The coding region runs from base 201 to 1700 and encodes 499 amino acids. The record is from RefSeq and is a predicted model, not a curated record.
AGACGGUCUCCUGACCAGUUCACAUAGCGCUGCCGAGCGGUAAGGACGUGCCGUGACAAUUGAAAUAACAUUUUCAUAGUGCAGUGGUCAAGCGAGUGGUUUGGGAAUUUGUUGAAUAGUGACAUCAUGGACGGCUGAUAGUAGUUUUAAAGUGAUUGUUUCAUUUUAGUGCUCGUAUAAAUAAGUGUUUAAAAUACAUAAUGCAGUUUAUAACUUACGUCCUGUUCACCGCUGUCAUCGCAGCGUCAUCUCAGGCUGCUCGCGACGCUUCCUGUCCUCGGAUAUGCGGCCCGGCGCUUCAAGGCGAGCCGGUGUGUGCUACGGAUGGAGUUAUAUACCCAUCACUGUGUGAGAUGCGGAAGAAGACUUGUGGGAAAGGUGUAAAGCUGGCCCCAGAUCAAAGCGUAUGCUCCCGUGCUCAAGGCAGCAAGUGCGAGAAUCGUUGCACAACAGAACGAGACCCUGUCUGUGGUACCAAUGGACGGACCUAUUUGAACAGAUGCAUGCUGCAAGUUGAGAUUUGCAGAAAAGGCAUCGGUCUUUCACAUUUGGGGGCGUGUAACAAUAUCAGCGCUCAUCGCGAAAACUGUCCAGUUGAUUGCUCUCAAGCUCCUUUGGAUGGACCCGUCUGUGGUUCUGAUGGUAACGUCUAUAAAAGCACCUGUCAGAUGAAGCUUUUAACAUGCGGACAAGGUGUAGUUAAAACGAGCAAGAAGCAUUGUCAGACGACCCGUCACUGCAGAGAGUCUUGUUGGCGUUCCUCACGACCUACAUGCGGUUCUGAUGGAAAACUUUACGCUAACGCUUGUAGGAUGAAGGCUACAAACUGUGGUAAGCAUGUAUUCGAAGUGCCGAUGUCUUUCUGCGUGUCACAAGAGAGGACUUCCGGUGCGGACGCUUGUCCCACAGACUGCUCCGGACAACCGGAAAAGUUGGUAUGCGGCGCCGACGAGAACGUAUACAGGAACGAGUGUGAAAUGAAGAUGCUUAACUGCGGCAUCAGCAACAGAAAAGUAAUUAAGAAGGUGGAUAUGGAGAAAUGCAAAUCUAAAAUGAGCAAAUGUAUGAAAGUAAAAUGUCCUUCCGAAGAAGACCCGGUCUGUGGGACCGAUGCAACUGUUUAUAAAAAUCCUUGCGCUUUGAAAGUUGCUACCUGUCUUAAAGGGGUACAACUAGCGCACUUCGGCAACUGUACUGUUCUGCCGCGAAUGGAGACCGAUUGCCCUGACAACUGCGAUAAUGCACUCGAGCAACCCGUCUGUGGUUCCGAUGGAAAUGUUUACAAAUCAGAGUGUGAGCUUCGUAAGCUUACCUGCGGACAACACGUGGUUUCGGUCUCAGAGUCCCAUUGCCGUACCACUGCGCUAUGCCACGAGCGCUGCCCUGACACGCCUGCCUUUGUUUGCGGUUCGGACAACCGCUUCUAUAAGAAUGAAUGCAUUAUGAAAAAAGAAAAUUGCGGGAAACACAUGUAUGUAGUACCGUUGAAGCGUUGCCUAUCUCGCUUCCAAUACUCUGGCUGUGCUCGUGUCUGUCCUCCCGAAUAUGAUCCGGUCUGUGGGACCGACGAUAAGACUUACUCAAAUAAUUGCUUCCUCGAAAUGGAAAACUGUAGAUCAAGACGUCUUGUUCAGUUUAAACAUCUGGGAACUUGCACUGAACCCAUCGCAGAGGAACCUAAAAAUUAUCUCUACCGAUAAAUAACAACGCUAGUUUAUAUUUAGUUAAAGUUAUAUCAGCUUUUUAAAACAUAUCGAUGCAUUUAAGACGUGUGUCCACUUUAAAUUAGUGCCAACGUUAAACAUAAGCUAAAUUUAUUAGAGACCAAUUACUCGUCUUCCAUUUUGGAUUCAUUUUAAGUACAAAAAAUAUAUGGCGCCUGUCAACAUUAUGCGGCAGUGCAUUGAUUGAGAUCGAAAGUAGUUUAAUAUAUUAUUAUGUUAGUUGUGUUUAAUAUUUUCUCGUAAAUAGACGACAAUAAACUUUUGUCAUGACGUAUUUAACUAUGACAACCUUGCAUUGAUCGCCUGAUGACAGAAACAUAAUUUUAUUUUUAGCAUUAUAUAUAAAUAAGAUUAUUUCUAAGUUAUGACUGUUUAUUUAUUUGUCUAUUUAUUCUUAAUAGAUAAUUUAUGUGUAAAUAAAAAUAAUGAUUUACAUUUCGCCGUUUUGUUAUAAAAACAUAAAUGGUGUACGUAUAGCUCAAAAGGAAAUUGCAUUUAAAUUUAUUUUAUUUAUUAGUAGAUUUAUUCGAUAAUAAAAUAAUGCUACUUAUUUAUUAUUCUAUUCAUAAAAUAUUUUUACUCGAAUACUUUAAUGGUCUAAAUGUUAAUGUAAGGAUGUACCUAAACUAUUGUAUUGGAAUUAAUUCUUAUCUAUUUAUACAUAAGUAUCCAGUGAUUUUUAGUAUUUUCUUAAUCACAGACUUGGUGUCAUUAAAAUAUUACUCAAUGUAUACGCUAAAUGAACGAACGAUUAAUAAAAGAAAUCAAUAAU